Molecule: messenger RNA, 2874 nt
Organism: Conger conger (European conger)
Lineage: Eukaryota; Metazoa; Chordata; Actinopteri; Anguilliformes; Congridae
Product: calumenin-A
Exons: 7
Coding region: 85-1041 (318 amino acids)
Cellular component (GO): endoplasmic reticulum
Molecular function (GO): calcium ion binding
Source: RefSeq, a predicted model, not a curated record
CAAAAGGGUGUAUAUCCGGAUCUUGCUGGAGUGGCCGUCCAGUCAUUGGGGAAGGUAUUUGUACCUCAAGACAGAAGAACUGAUAUGAAAAUGGAACUCCGCCCCCUCCUCAUGUGCUUUGCUCUGUGCGUGGUCUACGCCACCAGCAAGCCCACGGCCACGGACAAGAAGGAGCGGGUCCAUCACGAGCAGCUCAGCGACAAGGUUCACGACGAUGGCGAGAACUUCGACUACGACCACGACGCCUUCCUGGGGCAAGAGGAGGCCAAGACCUUCGAUCAGCUCACCCCCGAGGAGAGCAAGGAGCGUUUGGGCAUGAUCGUUGAUAAGAUCGAUGCCGAUAAAGACGGUUACGUGACCGAGCAGGAGCUGAAGGCGUGGAUUAAAAAGGCACAGAAGAAGUACAUCUACGACAAUGUGGACCGGCAGUGGAAGGACUUCGACAUGAACAACGAUGGCUUGAUCUCCUGGGAGGAGUACAAGAAUGUCACGUACGGAACUUACCUGGACGACCCUGAGCCAGACGACGGGUUCAAUUACAAGCAGAUGAUGGCCAGAGACGAGCGGCGCUUUCAGAAGGCGGAUAAGGACGGCAAUCUCAUCGCAGACAAGGAGGAGUUCACCGCCUUCCUGCACCCAGAGGAGUACGAAUACAUGAAGGAUAUUGUAGUGCUGGAAACGAUGGAGGACAUUGACAAGAAUGGAGAUGGCUUUAUUGACUUGAAUGAAUACAUAGGCGACAUGUACAACCACGAAAGCGAUCCCCAGGAGCCGGAAUGGGUGAAAACGGAGCGCGAGCAGUUCGUCGAGUUCAGAGACAAGAACCGGGACGGGAAGAUGGACAAAGAGGAGACCAUGGACUGGAUCCUGCCCACCGACUACGACCACGCGGAAGCAGAGGCCAAGCACCUUGUGUACGAGUCGGAUUCGGACAAGGAUGGUCGCCUCACCAGAGAAGAAAUAGUCAACAAAUACGAUUUGUUUGUUGGGAGCCAAGCGACUGACUUCGGAGAGGCCUUAGUACGGCAUGACGAGUUUUAAAAGUGAUCUAGAUAGAAAUUGUUUUUAUAAAUCUUGACUAGAUGAACAAUAAUUUAUUUUACGAACCGAUGUCCCAGCUCCAGUUAUAGGGACGUCCUAUAUAUGUAUUUUUGCAGACAAAAUUUCGGUUUUGUGUUUUGUAAUAUGACCUUCUGCAGUGCUUUUGAGUUGCCCUCGGUUGUGCUUGUUCUUGUGGAGUAUUUUUGGCAUGCAGUGUAUUUUUCUAUUUUUUUAUUUUUAUUUAAAGCCUUAAUAUCCAUAAGCUUCAUGAAAUGUCCCAUAAUGAACUCAAAAAUUCCAGGACCAUCAGAAAAAAUUCUUAAUCAUUCAUUAGAUAUGAGUUAAGGGACAUGUGUGGCACAUGUCCUUUUAUUUUUUUUAUUUUUUUUUAAACCUUUCAUUAUUUAGCAAUCUUGCUGACAUAUAGCUGUAUGAUAGGGAAACAAUCUUCACGGUUGAGCUAAUCACAGCCAUUUCAACAGAUUAUCUCUCGUUUGCCUUAUUGCUAUCAUUUGAACAAUAGCCAAACAUUGAUGGUUGUUUGAAUAUAUUUUUUGCACACUUUUCCAAUUUAUAUUAAUGAUGAAUGAUUUUCGUGAAACAAGACACCGCAGAGUCCACCGGGGACUAGGUUCCAUUCUUGUUGUUUAUCUUUAGAAAGAGGACUUCUAAAGAUACCAGAACCAGGUUUUAAUGCAAAAAUAUGGAUGCUUAUUUCUGGGUGCUGAAUGCCUUUUGAAGUAAAAGCAAUGGUUUCUACAACUGCCGUUUCUGCUAGGAGUAUUGUUCAGCUAUGGAUCCAAAAAAAAUCCUCUGAUUGUCAUUGAUGCAGGGUGUAUUCCGGGUUAUGUGGGCUGUUACAUAUUUCCCUCCACAUUUUCCCUUUUGUAACCACCAGUGGUGUCCAGUGAGCUGAAAACUGCUUUCCUUUUAAACAAAUCAUUGCACUCAAUUCAUUUCUUUUUAUCAACAAGCGUGCCAACGAUAGGAUUAAUCAAUCGGAAAAUUAACAUGCAGCUUCUUCACAUCCUUGUGAGGGAGAUUAAACAACAAAUACGAUUUCGAGAAAUCACCUUUUAUCACUAAGCAGUGGUGGAGACUUCCUCUAUCAAGCCAAGGAUUAAUUCACAAAAUAAUCCGAAGUACCAUCAGAUGUUGCCACCUCUUCCCAGUUUGGCAGUUUAGUAGCCUUGGCCAAGUACAUUUAUUUUUAUUUACGAAAUUGUGCACAUUUUAUCAACACACUUCAGUCUUUCUCUGCACUCAACCUCAGAGAAUAGACUGGAAAAAAUCUGUUCGGCAGGUUUUGUUAUUGCUGGUUAUUCAGGAAGCUAAUGCAGUAGAUAACAGAGUGGUGUGUCUUUUUGAUAAGUGUAGGCUACUUGGUGAUUAAUAAAAAUAAAAAAAAUUUUACGGAUAAAUUGAAUUGUGAUUGAAUCCCCUUAACACAAUAUGUAGAAGCAGUGUGUUACUUGUCAAUUGAUUAGUCCUAUUGUUGGCACGCUUGUUAAUCAAGAGACAUUGAUGAAAACCAGUUGAGAUUGAUGAUUAGUUUCAACAAACUUUUGUGACCCACCAAUUUUCAGCUCACCAGACACCACUGGUAAUCACUGAAAAUUUGUUUGAAAAUGUAGGUUUUAGACUUUUUGUACACAUGCAGUGCAGUGCAAUGUCAUUGAUAUUAGAUGCUGUAAAUGAAUGAAAACCAAUGUAAGUACACUUGUUGCUUUCUAAGCAGAAAGCGAGAACACUAAGAUUUUGAAUCUUAUUCUGAUUCCUGUUGUGAUUGGACCACCUCAAUUCUCGAUUAAAAAAGAAAAGAAAAAGAACCAA